Hemisphaericaspora subhashii is the source of this 414-nucleotide messenger RNA. RefSeq lists its product as uncharacterized. Bases 1 to 414 code for a protein of 137 amino acids. The record is from RefSeq and is a predicted model, not a curated record. The transcript has 2 exons. NCBI's taxonomy places the organism in Eukaryota, Fungi, Ascomycota, Pichiomycetes, Serinales, Debaryomycetaceae.
AUGGAAGCUUUUGCCAUCGAGACAAUUCUGAGAAUGUAUGCCAUCUUUAGGGGUCCAUUGAAUGUCAACAGUCAGUUGCUAGAUGUCAGAUUCAAGUCAAAUUAUCCUUCAGAGUCUCAUGCUAUUCAUUCAGAUUCCAAACAACAUCAAACACAUACUAACAAAGAAAAUCUAGUCAAAGAAUUCAAUAAACCAUUACCAGACGUAGGACACAUUCCUUGCUAUUGUAACCAUUGUCAUAAUCAAUCAGCAUAUGCUAUUAGGACAAUUAAUUGCGUUACAUUAUUCUUCAUCCCAGUUUUACCAUUUUAUUUCACAAAGAGAUUAAAAUGUUCAAUUUGUGGUACGAAUGGACAAAUUGAUGAUACUGCUAUUGAUCGAUUACGACAGGGACAACCAGUUAUGAUUGGUUAG